Messenger RNA from Mucor mucedo, 2156 nucleotides. RefSeq names its product anaphase-promoting complex subunit 5-domain-containing protein. Bases 73 to 2130 code for a protein of 685 amino acids. Gene Ontology annotation, biological process: anaphase-promoting complex-dependent catabolic process; protein K11-linked ubiquitination; positive regulation of mitotic metaphase/anaphase transition. The transcript has 16 exons. Gene Ontology annotation, cellular component: anaphase-promoting complex. Lineage: Eukaryota; Fungi; Mucoromycota; Mucoromycetes; Mucorales; Mucoraceae. Gene Ontology annotation, molecular function: protein binding. The record is from RefSeq and is a predicted model, not a curated record.
UGUUCGCGCAAAGACUUGGUCAGAUUAUAAAACAAGACGCGUUCUUUGUCUUUUCUCUGUAAUUAAUUUAGAAUGUUGCAUGUUGGCUACACUACACCAUAUCGAAUCGUACUCUUGCUGUUAAUUAAAAGACUUUGUACUUACGAUUUUCCUGAGGAUCUGAUGUCUACCUUUGUCGUUUUUAUAACAAAAAACAUUUUGAAUGAAAGUUCAAUUCGUGAGACUUGUUCAGAACCACGAUUAAAUCACCUCUUGAAUGAAAUUACAAAGCUAAAGAACGGCGAGACCGAUAUGCAGCCUAUAGUCACCUCCAUUAAGAAUGAGAUUGAAACGAUCAACAAUCCUAGAGCUUUUGAUGAUUUCAUGACUUCCCUGAAAGAACUUGUUGUCGAAGACGAGGAGACCGAAAGGCCCGUCUCACCCGAGUAUAUAGUUCUGGAAAAAUGCAGUGUCAUGGGAUUAUUUGUACGUAGAUGCAAAAUCGAGUAUGCAAUUUUACCAAUGGAUCGAAUGUCAGAUAUUGUGGAAGCGUUUGACGCAUAUAUUCACGACAGAUACGGCGAUUCGUAUUUAUUACCCGGAGGACAACCAUCUGAUGUCAAAGGCUGGAUAUCUGUUUAUAAUAUCAAAGAAUUUUUGAAGGCUGAGGCUGACAAGAUUGAAUUGACAGGCACCAGCAACAUUCACCCGUCAGUUCUUUACAAAUAUCUUGAAAACAUUGAGCCGAAAGCUCCCCAUAUUUCAAAUAUUCGUCAAGUACGCUAUUUAAACUAUGUUCGAACAAAAGAAUAUGUCCAAUCACUUUCUGAUCUACAUACAUUUUUUGAUCUUACUAUAAGUGAAGGGGUUCCAGUACAGUAUGCAUUGUUGAAUAUUGGUAUCCUUGAAUUCAAGUUUGGUCAUAUAUUUAAUGCGCUGUCAGCUUUGAAUGAUGCUUUGUCUGCAGCAAGGUCUGACAAAGAUGACUAUUGUCUGCAAGAAGUCGAAUACUGGAUAGGCACUUGUAGAAAAAAGGAGCCUUUUAGGGACACCAAAUCCUUUGAUGAUCCUUACCUUGCUAAUAUGAGGACAUUAACUAAAGCACGAGACUUACUACGUCAGGGUGAGCCAUGUAGACUCAUAUUUGAAACUUUACAAACAGCUUCUGUUGACGUUAUCUUGAAGGAUGUAAAGAAUACAAGUCGUGUAAAAAAUUUGAUUGCCAGUUUGGCAUGGCAGAGAUAUGGCAAUAGUGCUCUAGCUGCAUCCUAUUUAAAAUUUGCUGAAAACUCUAGUGAUCGGGCUGUACAGGAUAUAGAAACAUCCGUAGUCUCACACGCAAAUAUGCUCCAAUUGAUGGGCAAUUCAAAUAAAGCACUCCAAGUUUUACAACAAUUUUCAGAAGAGUUUCCUACAGAAGCCGACUUUUUAUUACAUUGGAAACAGGCUCAAUCACGUAUAAAGAAGCUAUCUUGCAAAAAAAGAAAGUUUGACACAAUUAACGAUCAAGUCGAUAAACUUCGUUUACUUAUUCCGCCAUAUUCCGAGGAAUACUUCGAUGCUAUAUAUGAAAAUGCUAAAAUGCUCAUGUCCAAUAUGGAGUAUGCAAAGGCUCUCUAUAUACUUGAAGAAGUACACGACUUUAUUGUAAAAACAGAUCAAACACCACGAAUAUGCGCCAAUCUUAUUUUGAAAGCCAUUGUUAAUUUAAAAAUCAAUGAAAUUCAAACAGCAAUUCGUCUUGCUAUUGAUGCCAUGACAUUAAGUAAAAGAACCAAUGAUGCAAAAUAUUACUACAAGGCAGCAAUUCUUCUGUCAGAAGCAUAUGUUCGAACUAACGAUAAAGAUCUGAUUCAAAAGGCGUUAUUUAUCUUGGAAAAUAUUUUCCCUAAAGUACUGCUUGCGCAAUCGUUAAAACUAACUUCAGAACUGCAAUUAACAUACGCAGAGGCACUUGACUCAUCGUCUUCAACUGAUAAACACAUUUUGGAGUAUGUAAACUUGGCUGAAAAAGGAUUCCGGACUUUAAAAUGUAAAGAUCUCUUACUGCGAGCACUGUUUUUCAAAAUCACUCUCCUGCAUAAAUUGGACAUGCUAUCUGUUGCCAUUACUACCAUGCAAGAAAUCAGACAGAUCCAGUCUGAAGUUUAAAUUAAUUGAUAAAUUUAAAAAAAGGG